Molecule: messenger RNA, 3290 nt
Organism: Leptopilina heterotoma
Lineage: Eukaryota; Metazoa; Arthropoda; Insecta; Hymenoptera; Figitidae
Product: protein lozenge-like
Exons: 6
Coding region: 1248-2810 (520 amino acids)
Biological process (GO): regulation of DNA-templated transcription
Cellular component (GO): nucleus
Molecular function (GO): ATP binding; RNA polymerase II cis-regulatory region sequence-specific DNA binding; DNA-binding transcription factor activity, RNA polymerase II-specific
Source: RefSeq, a predicted model, not a curated record
GAAAAAGAAUGCAAAACGCAUGGUUCGACCAUGAAUAGGAACUUUCGCCGGGUUUGUGAGGAGGAAAGAGGAGGAGGACACUCUCCAGCUUGGGCCGUCCCGGUGGGCUUCCGCGGAACACGCGGCCUCCAAGCCACAAUUCCACGCAUUACGUCGCGCGCCGCCGACCGCGACUGACGUUCGGCACUGUUUCUCGAUUAUUCUCGAUCCUCCUUCGAUCAUCAACCGAAAAACGACUUUUCAAUCUCGAUUAACAAUGAAAUCAAAGGCAGGUACUUAAAAACAAAAAUUUUUAUUGUCAAUCUUUGCUUGAAUUGGUAAAAAUUUUAAAAAACAGUUUGAUAAAAUUAUAACAGUUGAUAAAAAAUUUAAAAACAGUUGAUAAAAUUAAAACCGUUGAUAUAAAUUAAAACCGUUGAUUAAGUUAUAACAGUUGAUUAAAUUAUAUCAGUUGCUAAAAUUAAAACGAUAAAAUUUCAACAGUUGCUAAAAUUAAAACCGAUAAAUUUUCAACAGUUGCUAAAAAUUAAAACCGAUAAAGUUUCAACUCUUGAUAAAAUUAAAACAACAAAAAUUUUAACAAUUAAUAAAAUGACAGCAAUUAAUAAAAUAAUUAAUACAAUCAAUUAAUAAAGUUCGCCACCUUUUCUCUACGUUUUCACCAAGUGAUAAGUUCUCCAAAUUGUUUAAAUUAAUUAAAAUAAUAAUGUAACCAAUAAAAGUUGUUCUCUUGAUGUGAUUUUAUAAUUUUAUAAUUGAAAAAUAAAACCUUCUCAUUUUUGAUAUGAGAUAAUGUAAAAUCCGUGACAAUAAAUCGUUUGAAGAAAAAGUGCGCGAAAAUUGUAAAUUCAGAUGACACUGAAAACAAUCGGAAUUCGUGGUAUUUUAACCCGAAAAGUGGAUAAAAAUAAAAAACGAAAUGUGACAAGAAGGGAUUUUUUAAGUGCUAAAUAAGUGAAUUUUUUUUAAGAAUUUUUCCCUCUGAAAAAAUGAAGAACCGACCUCGUGGUCCAAAUAUGAGGAACCCAGGAAAAAUGGGUGGUUAGAAAAAAAAUAAGUGAUUGUGACCAAAGUGUUUCCAAUUUAAAAAAAAAUAAUUUUUAAAGUGAAACAAGUGCUAAGGAUUUAAAUAAAUUUUGUAUUCAGGAAGACGUUCGAUUUUUGUUUUGCGACAAAAAAAAAUUUGCAAAUUUGCAACGACGUCACGAAAUUUGGUGGAAUCGGAGGGGCGGCAUUUGGCCGAUGGGAUGCAUCUCCCAGUGGGAUCAGUGAGCUGUGGGGAGAAUUUUGGUUCCGUUGGUUCCCACGAGUGUGCCGGGCCAAUUGGAUCGUCAUUGGUGCCUCUUCAGGGGUUGAACUCGAGGUACCAAGAAGAAGGCGGUGGCGGCGGGGGUGGAGGCGGAGGUGGCGAAAUGAGCGAAGGUGCCGCCGUCGGCGAACUCUGGUGGACCGAGAGACUCGUCGGCGAGGCCCAGGCCGAACAUCUUGGCGAACUUGUUCGAACAGGUUCUCCGUAUUUUUUGUGUACCCAACUUCCGACUCAUUGGAGAUCGAAUAAAACACUUCCGGGCGCCUUUAAAGUCGUUGCACUUGGAGAAGUGACCGAUGGCACUUCGGUGACAAUUCGAGCGGGCAAUGACGAAAAUUGUUGCGCCGAACUUAGAAAUGCAACAGCUCAUAUGAAAAAUCAAGUGGCCAAGUUCAAUGACCUGAGGUUCGUUGGCAGAAGUGGAAGGGGGAAGAGUUUCAGUAUAACGAUAACGGUAUCGACAACUCCACCUCAAGUAGCAACGUACACGCGUGCAAUCAAAGUGACUGUCGAUGGACCACGAGAACCUCGAUCCAAGACGAGUGAGUAUAAAAUAGGACAGCAGCAUCAACAAUUUCGUGCUGUAGGUCUAGGACAACGACCAUAUCUCGACGCUCCAUCGUCAUUUACAUCCCACCUUCGGGAACUAGAAUCCUAUCGAAGAAUCAAACAUCACCAUCAUCAUACGUCCCAUAUGCACGGUCAGCAAACCGGGAAUGGAGCUUCGAGUACCGGAAAUGGUUCAUGCAAUAACCCCAAUAACGUAAACCGAACAACGUCACCCUCCUCUGGCGUUCACUUAGCGACGACUGAGGGAUCAUCCGUGCAUCAGGACUGCUACAAACACAGUCCUCAACAUGGAGAUACAAGUACAAGUACAACGGAUUGGUCAUACACGGCAACCGCACCAUCUUAUCCAGCGCCACCAGGAAGUGGUGGUUCCUAUUCACCAAUUCCAGGUGGGGCAUUUUCAUACCCUGGGGAGUCACUUGCCCAUCACCCCACCACAGAACCAGUACCUUUACCCUCUGUUCUUCCAUCAGAUGGUCAGCAGGACGCGUACACUCCAAACUGCGUGACCAUGUACCCUAGUCAUGGAGCAUCAACGACCUCAAUACCACUCGUUCCGGGGAAGCCCAGUGAACCGGAAAUUUUCACAAGUGGAGGCGCUGGUGGUACGAGUCCCGGCUAUCACUACGGCACAUGGACCGCUGGACCAACGACUCCCGUUCCAGUACCGUCUCACAAUUACAAUCCAAAUUAUCAAGGCUACUACAAUAAUCCCUCACAAAAUUACAUUAACUCAACGCCAAUGGUUCUUUAUCCCCAACUCUACAGUACAGUAAAUCAAAAUCAAAUUCAUCUUCAUCUACAUGGGGACCUCAAUGAGGAUCAAGUCACAAUUGCCAGCGGUAGUCUUACCAUUAAUAGUAAUCGAGUUGAAAUUGGCGUCAUGGGUGAAGAAAACGAACAGCGAAACGAUGUCUGGCGACCUUAUUGAAAAAUUUCGACUUACAAAAAUGAACAUUUUGUAAAAACUCUCCGAAGAAUUAGCUUUUCUCUAAAAGAUGCAUAAAACUUUUAAAAAGUUGUUUUAAAAGAAAAAGUUUGCUUUUAAAACUGAAAACUUUUAGUGAAGUGAUAAGAGAGGAUCCUUUUAGGAAAGAGAAAAGAAAACUUUUAGUGAACCAGUGAUAAGAGAAAAUAAUUAGUGUGUGAUAUUAAAUUUUGUAAAUUACAAUUUUAAGAAAAAAAAAUCCCCUUUGAGAUUUUCGUUUACUCGAGCAGAAUUCUGUGGGGGAUUUAAGUAAAAAAAUCAAAUGGACAAAAAAUAGUGUGCUAAAGUGAAGAAAAAAAAAUGCUUUGUAGAUGGGAUUUGUAAAGAAACAAUUUUUAAUCUCAUCGGUAAAAAUCUUUUUGCAAGAGGAAACGAUAUAUAUUGUUGUAAAUAUGAAUAGAUAUUUUCCAUGAAAUAAAAAUC